GUAGAAUCACACGCACAAAAUUCAAGAUCAUAUAAGCUGUUGUACCACCAUUUUGAAGUUAUUCCAUUGCGUGUGUGCUGUGAACAACACAUCAAUCACGAGACCUAACGGAUUGAUGUACGCAUGAGCAUCCUAGCGUUGGUGCUGCAGGAUCAAGGGAAGUACGAGACUGCAGAGGGGAUGAGCCGGCAAGCGUUGGAGGUGAGAGAGAAGGCGUUGGGGAACGAGCACCCCUCUUCGCUGACCAGAGUGAGCAACCUGGUUGCAGUGCUGCGGGAUCAAGGGAAGUACGAGGCGGCGGAGGAGAUGGAUCGGCGAGCGGUGGAGGGGGGUCUCAGCAUGCAGGUCCUGGUGCCCCCGUUUCCUGCCCCGCUUCCCUGCAUCAGGAUCGCCGCUCCGUGCCCGGCCUGGUGGAGGCAGUAGAUUGACUUCGAGGGGUUCUUGGAGCAUGGCAGUGCUCGUCGUUGACCAGAGUCGCUAGAUGCUUGGGAUGGGCCUCAGACUCUGCUAGGCUCAGGGGGUCUGUAGAAGACACUGUUUAAGAUAUAUUCCG
Messenger RNA from Hyaloscypha bicolor E, 553 nucleotides. RefSeq lists its product as uncharacterized. Gene Ontology annotation, molecular function: kinesin binding. Gene Ontology annotation, cellular component: cytoplasm; kinesin complex; membrane-bounded organelle. Bases 124 to 423 code for a protein of 99 amino acids. Gene Ontology annotation, biological process: microtubule-based movement. The record is from RefSeq and is a predicted model, not a curated record. The transcript is spliced from 2 exons. Lineage: Eukaryota; Fungi; Ascomycota; Leotiomycetes; Helotiales; Hyaloscyphaceae.